CACAAAACCCUAAAGAAAAUGGGAAACUCUUUGAGAUGCAUCUCGCAAGACCAAGAACAGAACCAGAAGAAACCCACCGUCGUCAACGGAGGAGGAGAGAGCAGCAACUCCGAGAAACACGUGCGCAGGCUGUCCCUGAUACCAUCUUUCCGUCGACGUACUUUACUACCGUCUCUCUCAUGCGCAGGAUCGUCAACGUCUGGAUCGUCCACGUCGAAGAGAGGAGCUGGGGUCAAGACCAAGAAGAAGAUCAGAGAAAGACACCACCAAGAGCAUCACCAUGACAACGAGAAAGACUCUCGUAUCCAAGAACAAACCUUAGCCGCUACUAAUGUCCUCUUUAGCCAGACGCCUCGUAACAGCAACUCUGCUCCUCCUUUCAGACGGUCCACAUCCGUCGUCUAUCCAUCCUCUCAGCCACCUCCCUCGGCCGUGGCUGCCGUCACAGGUUCUGUUUCUGGCGUCCUGACUCCUAAGAAGUCUACUAGUGGAUUCGUGAGAAGCUCCAGCAAUAGGCAGAGAUCAAGCACGGAUCCUGUUCUCAAACCAAAUCAGCUUCUAGACAAGGAGCUGAAGGUGGAAGGUGCGGAGACGAAGCGGUUCGUGCUGGUUCAUGGAGGAGGGUUUGGUGCAUGGUGUUGGUACAAAACCAUAACGCUCUUAGAGAAACAUGGCUUCCAAGUCGACGCCGUUGACUUGACCGGUUCUGGUGUCAGUUCCUUCGACACCAACAACAUUACCAGCCUAGCUCAGUAUGUCAAACCCCUCCUCCACUUCUUCGACACCCUUAAACCCACAGAAAAGGUGAUUUUGGUGGGACAUGAUUUUGGAGGAGCAUGUAUGUCUUAUGCCAUGGAGAUGUUCCCUUCUAAGAUCUCUAAGGCUGUUUUCAUCUCUGCUGCGAUGUUGGCUAAUGGCCAAAGCACCCUUGAUCUCUUCAAUCAACAGCCUGAGUCAAGUUAUGAUCUGAUGGAACAAGUCCAUCUAUUUCUGUACGCCAACGGCAAAAAGAACCCACCAACAGCCGUUGAUUUCGACAGAUCUUUACUCAAGGAUUUUUUCUUUAAUCAGAGCCCUCCAAAGGAUGUUGCAUUGGCGUCGGUAUCCAUGAGACCGAUCCCGUUCGCGCCAGUAAUUGAGAAGCUACACGUGUCUGAAAAGAAUUACGGUUCAAUCCGACGGUUCUACAUCAAAACCAUGGAAGAUGAUUACGCUGUACCGGUUUGUCUCCAAGAGGAAAUGAUCAAAUCAAACCCUCCAGAACAAAUAUUCCAGCUCAAAGGCUCCGAUCACGCUCCCUUUUUCUCUCGUCCUCAGUCCUUGAACCGAAUACUCGUCGAGAUUUCUCAAAUACCAUCCAAGAAAUCUUCCUAAACAUGUUACCGGUUAUGUCAAACCCAAACCGUACCGGACAUAGGAUCCCGUAAACUUAAAGCUAGAGAUUGUCGGAUUUUGUUUUUGAGUUGCCGCAGAGAUAUGAACAUCCCAUUUGCCAUCCUUUUUCAUUAUUUGUAAUUUUUUUAUCAAACAGUAUGCUUUAUUAUUAUUGAAAAUCAUUAAUUAAUGCAAAAUAUC
Messenger RNA from Raphanus sativus (radish), 1575 nucleotides. RefSeq names its product putative methylesterase 15, chloroplastic. The record is from RefSeq and is a predicted model, not a curated record. Gene Ontology annotation, molecular function: methyl jasmonate esterase activity; methyl indole-3-acetate esterase activity. Bases 19 to 1374 code for a protein of 451 amino acids. The transcript has 5 exons. Lineage: Eukaryota; Viridiplantae; Streptophyta; Magnoliopsida; Brassicales; Brassicaceae.